Messenger RNA from Symbiodinium necroappetens, 1230 nucleotides. The record is from the annotation of a GenBank genome assembly. Lineage: Eukaryota; Dinophyceae; Suessiales; Symbiodiniaceae.
AUGGAAAGCAUAGACGGAUGGGUGCCGCCGCUUUGGAGCACUGCAGGCAGUCGGGUGUCGUUUCGUCGACAAGCGCGCUGGGUGCCGUUUGCACCUUCGCCGCCAGCGGGAUCCUGCAAGGGGGCUCAGCAGGUCUACUACAGCCAUGGCUCAGGCUUGGUCUAUGCUGGCAUUGGCAAGCAGGUGGUGGCACACAGUGCAGCCACAGGGCAGCCCCGCGUCACCUACGAAGGUCAUGGUGGUCCGGUGACUUGUCUGGUGGUGACUUUCUGUCCGCACCUCCAGUGCGAUGUCCUCCUCAGCGGAUCGGUGGACAGCACAGUCAAAUGCUGGGUGCUAGGACCUUUGUCGGACACACCGGAGCAGUCCGAGCUGGCAUGUUGUGUAGAUCCGAGAGACUCGGCUUUGCGUUUGACUGGCAGGCAGUGGUGCCGCAAAACCUGCAAGGAACUGAUGGUUCUGCGAGGACAUGCCGGCCCUGUGCAGCAACUGCUGUUCUUGGAGGGCAGGCUUUGCAGCGGUUCGGAGGAUGGCGUCCUCAAAGUCUGGGGAGAAGAUGGCCAGCUUUUGUGCUGCCUCCUGAGGUGCAGCCUGGAAGAUCACGAGGAUGGAAUCACGUGCAUGCUUUGCGCGGCGUCGGAGGACAUCAUCACUGGCUCUCGGGAUUGCACCCUGAAGUGCUGGAACGUGAAGUCUGGCAAACUGAUUGACACCAUGUACGGUCACACGGACUGGGUGACGUGCUUGCUGGAGGUGGAGGAUUCUUUGUGGUCGGGGUCCCGUGACACCACAAUCAAGCGUUGGCACCCGAUCACGCACCAGCUCCUGACUACACUGCAGGGGCAUUCUUCCGGCAUAAGCAUCCUCUCUUACAUCUCCGAAUCGAUCCUUUCCGGGUCAGCCGACCGGACGAUCACCCAGUGGCAUCCGAAGUUGCAGACCCAGUUAGCGAGCAUUGAUGGAAUGGGCGGCGUCAGCUGCCUUGUUGAGGUCGCGACAGGUAUUUUCCGACUCGCUGCUCGCGGGCCCCCAAGGCUGCUGGCCAAGCCAAGGUGUCCGGACUCGGAAGCAGACUCCAAAUCGGAGCCCUACGAGUUGAGGUGCAGACCAUUGCAGUGGCCUUCGCAAUGGCCAAGGGGAGAGUUCAAUUUCGAUUCGGCUGCCUGCGGCGAGGCCUUCAAUGAGGGAACAUGCUGGAUCUCUCCAAAGAUAUUGGAAGAGCACUUCUAA